Molecule: messenger RNA, 3528 nt
Organism: Amblyraja radiata (thorny skate)
Lineage: Eukaryota; Metazoa; Chordata; Chondrichthyes; Rajiformes; Rajidae
Gene: atosb
Product: atos homolog b
Source: RefSeq, a predicted model, not a curated record
CGCCUGACAACAGGCCGGAAGGAAUGCAUGUGUACGGAAGCCAGUGCGGGCCAGGCGACGCAUUGAGCUGGGGCUCGAGCACCCGAGUGGGGACAAGGAAGGAGAUCGGCGGCUUCAGAUGAACGUUACAGCGAGUCGGGCGGCCCCGAGGUUCUGGUAAUAUCAGGAAGACAAUUUUCUUUCAAAAUCUCUGAUCUGGUGAACUAUUGCGUAAGCUUGGAAGUUGUACAGAUUAAUGGAAUUUGUCUAACAUUUGGUAACUUGAAAAUGAUAAACAAAUGAUUUCCAAUGCCAGAUGCUAUGUCAGAGGGGGAUCGAGAAAGGCAUGAUUGGUUCAUCUUCAUGAGGAAUAACUCGCAUCGUUGCAAAAUACAAAUUUUUUUUUGCCCUUGGAUUUCAAAAUUUCUGUGGUGUAAGAUACAACAGUCCAUGAGGCACAUGCAUCUGGAGACUUCUCAGAAAGAGCAGUCUAACAACUUGUCUCAGCAGGCUACAAGCCAGGCAGAUGGGAGUUUUCAAGAUGCACCAAUGAGUGACUAUCGCUUGGAGUCAAGUGAAGUCAUCCCCGAAAGAGGAAUUUUGGCAGGGUAUAGCGAGAAUGAGGUUAGAAUUCAAAAAGUGUAUCAACUUUCAAUAUUUUCUCACCUUUCUAAUUCUUCAAGUAGUUUGGAACAGAGAAAUGGCAAACGGGGUUUUAAAAGAAGUGUAACUGAACUUCAUCCAGAUCUUGAACUUGAACUCAAUGAGGAAAGAAUCCACGUGCACUGCAGGAAUUCUGCCACGUUGACUGAAAGUCGAAAUGCAUCUCAUUGUGGAACUGAUAAUGGUAAUUUUUCUGAAAAAAGCAUAGAAAAGCCAAGUGACUAUCCAGACCAACAAGGUGUUAGUUUCCAUAAUGAAGAACCAAUUGUGCAUGGUUCCGCACAACACUUUUCCCACAGUGGUUUGCAUGUUAUUGAACAUAAAGACUCCCAGGACAGCAAUCUGGCAGAAGAUGGUGAGACUGGCUCACAUAGAAAUAAAGUGGUGCCAACAACACCAUCCUCUGAGAAAGACGUUCAACCUAUUAACAGCGCUGGACUGCCAUCAUCUGAGAAAACGCCUUCUUCUUUAGGACACUCAAGUACAAUCUCUGUCAGAUGUACAGCAAAACGGAAGCUGCUAUCACCAACAAAUGCAAUAGGGAAAGAUAUGUGCUCAGGGGAUGAAAUCCCUUCUGUUGCGAAGAAAUGUAGGAUUCAGUUAACUAAUUCCAUCCCAGUUUCAUGCAGAAGUACUGAUGCCAAAGCAGCACCUUUCUGGAAUCACUUACUUCCAUCUUCAAGGGAUGCAUUGAAGAAUUCCUCUGAUUGCUUCAGUGGUACCAGAAGAUUAAAGAAUGGAUUGCGCUUAAAAUCGAGACGUCUACGGAGUGCAUUUGCAGGAGAAUCCAACAAGUUUUCAUCAAGAAGCAGCACAAGUCCUUCUAUUAGUCGUUCCUUGCUAGGAAAUUUUGAGGAAUCCUUGUUAAAUGGCAGAUUUGCCCCAUCAGGAAGAAUUGAAGGUUUUACAGCUGAACUUGGGGCAAGUGGAUCAUAUUGCCCACAGCAUGUAACACUACCUGUGGAUGUAUCUUACUACAAUAUUUCUGAACAUAGUGCCCCAUCACCAUUCCUGGGUGUGAUAAAUCUGGAAUCUUUGGGAAAGAAGGGUUACAAUGUCCCCAAGGCAGGAACCAUCCAAGUGACCUUAUUCAACCCAAACAAAACUGUGGUGAAAAUGUUUCUUGUGACAUAUGACUUCAGCGACAUGCCACCAAACCACAUUACGCUUCUGCGCCACAGGAUUUUUCUUGUGCCAGUGGAAGAAAAUGCAGGAACAUGCGAAAAUAUGGAAAAUUCAGACGUAAAAAGAAAAGUACUAUGUUAUCUGAUUCAUUUACGGUUUCAAAGUUCAAAGUCUGGAAAAAUCUACUUGCACAGUGAUAUUAGGCUGCUGUUUUCCCGAAAAUCAAGUGAAGUGGAUGCUGGAAUUCCUUAUGAGUUAAAGUCAUUUACAGAAAUGCCAAGAAAUCCAAAAUAUUCACCACGAGUUUAGCACAUUAAUUUGAAAACUAUCUGUAUUGAAGUUCAGUGAUUAUUUAUCUAGCGACUGGUUCUAACUAUGGAGAAAACCUUUCAGUUCAGUGUUUAAGAUGCAUGCUUUGUCAUAAAUAUUAAGGAUUUGUUUAAAGUGCAGUUUCCAAUUGUGACAUUCUGUACAUUUUGAUUUAAAAGAGCACAGGAAACUUGCUUUAAUGUAGGCCUGAAAUAUUUAAUAUACAUUUUUGCUCUAAGUACAUGGAAAUUUAAUUCCUUAACCCAAGUAUCAAAAUUCCAUUUUACUUUGAAACAUUGAUCUAUUUAUCUUAAAUAUCUUUGAUUGCCUGUAUUAAUAAUUAUUGUAAUUGUGGGUUUCUUGAUUUUUAAACUAAUCAGGACCACAAAAGAGACAUUUUCAGUUUGAGAAUAAAUAAAUAGUAAAUGGUUGAUUUAACUCUUUAAUUUAUAGAGCUUAUGCAAAAAUCUUUGCAAUAUCUAAUUUAUAGAAAUGUGAAUAUUGCUGCUGCUGCUGCUGCUGCUGCUGCUGCUUCCAGAUUUGUUCGUGGGGAAAACCUAUUCCUUUCUCCAAUAACUUAAUUUUAUUUUUAAUAGAUUUAAAUAUCUUGCCCAAAAAUUCAGUUUGCUGCAAAAACUGAUUUUAAUGAGUUCUUGUCUUGCCCCACAUUUUGAAAUUAUAGUAACAAGGUGAGAAAACAUAGUUGAAUUGCAAGUCUCAACCAUUUUUCUUUCUAGCACUGUAACUCUUUCAUUUUCUAAUUAUGUCCAAGUCUUGCAUUUGGCAUUAGCAAAAGAUGUAUGGUCUGGUUGGGAGAAGAGGUGGAAAUUAUCUUCCAUUACGUCUGCAACUAUUAAUUUUCCACCAACAACUAGCAAAUCCUUGAGACAAUGGAGUGAAUAUUAAUUUGCUUGACUUUUUUUUAUUAAUAACCUAAUCAACUGAGAAAAAUCUAGCCGCUGCUUUCCCCUUGAUGCUUCAACCAUAAAUCCAUACCCAAAUAUUGGUACACACAAUUUGUGUACAAAUGCACUGUGAUAUUUUGGUAACGGUUAAUAUGAAUAAACUAUUUUUGCCAAAGUGUUUGAGAAGGGGGAAUUCCUUGGACUAGUAGAUGUCCAGAUGACCCUUCAUUCUCGAGUAAAUGAAACAUUUUGUAUGGGCAAACUGUAGAUUAAAGAGUUAAUUAAAAUAUUUCCUAAUGUUAGUUUUAUUUUGCAUUAUGCACUGUGUGGUAUAUUCGGAGGUACGCUUCAGAAAAAUACAUUUGUUUUUGUUCUUAAUAUUAUCAUUGUUGUCCAAACUCCUAAACCUACUAAUCAUAUUGUUGAAACAGUUGUAGAAACAAAAAGCUAAGUGAAGUAGAUUGUAUUUUUGAUGGAAUAAACUGCUGUAAAAAUAUUGGUUUUGAAUGUUCUUUUAAAAUGCAUGCCAAAUAAAAUGUUGCUAUGA